GGUAGACAUCAGCUAAAGAUCAUCAAUUGCGAGGAAGUACGCAGACACAUAUAGGUUGAGUAAAAGAGAAUUAGCAAAAUGCAUUCUCAUCUUCACACUCCGGAAAACAUAAACUGCGAGGAGAUUAUGAAUGCCUUGGACGAAUGCCACGCACGCGGUUUCAUAUGGAAAGCCAUGGGCCAAUGCAACGAUAUCAAACGCGACGUAAACCGAUGCCUCGGUGCCGAGCGAGCGAAGCGCGCAAAACGGAAUCGUGACGAGGCUUUGGCGAGAAGGGCCCGUGUUGAGAAGCUUUGGGCUGAAGAGAGAUUGCGCGAACAAGGCGAGAUUGUGCAGAAGCAAUAACGACAGGGAAAAUAAGACGGUGUCAUGUGAUCUUUGCUUGGGUAGUAGGGACAUUAUGAUGCAUCCAGGGUGAUUGAAUGUUUCUUAUUUGAUCUCCAAGCAUUUACGGCGUUUUCUGAUGUGGAGCCGAUGUUGGAACUGUCAUGCGUUUCAUUACUACAUGUAUCAUACCAUUGAAGGGCAUACUGUUUAUAUAUAGAUAUUCUCCAAUCUCAU
Molecule: messenger RNA, 561 nt
Organism: Talaromyces stipitatus ATCC 10500
Lineage: Eukaryota; Fungi; Ascomycota; Eurotiomycetes; Eurotiales; Trichocomaceae
Exons: 2
Coding region: 79-345 (88 amino acids)
Cellular component (GO): mitochondrion
Source: RefSeq, a predicted model, not a curated record